Lathyrus sativus (Indian pea) is the source of this 351-nucleotide messenger RNA. NCBI's taxonomy places the organism in Eukaryota, Viridiplantae, Streptophyta, Magnoliopsida, Fabales, Fabaceae. The record is from the annotation of a GenBank genome assembly.
AUGAAAAAGUCCUUAAUUUCUUCUUUGGGGUUAACAAUACUGAUGGUAAUUACAUCACUCUUUCAACCCCAUCAACAUAACAAACUGGUUGCAGCAUCACAGAACACUACGGAUGAAGGUGCUAAUGGAUGCACUGGAAUUCACUGCCUAAAGAAUUUCGGCGAUGACAGAGCCGAUUUGUUCACAGAUCAACGGGAAAAAUCAAGCAGAAUUGCUGACAUCAUGAAUACUCUGACGGGCAGUAAAAAUACUAAUCCCAACUGUAUGCCAAUUGCUUCAUAUGGUAGCAGUUCAUGCAUUAACAAAGUUAGCCCUCAGUAUAAGAAACUAGUUUCUGGCAAAAAGGUGUAG